UCUAGAGCUAAUUUGGGCAAGUUGUUGCAUUCUUCCUCCCCUGUAACAUGUCAUGGUAGAGCUGCAGUGGAAAGGAAAUGUGUCAUCUCUGUGGUUUGGUUUUCUAAGUGAGGAAAUACAACUACAUAUUUUAGUUAGAUUCACUUUUUCAAAAAAAUCACCACCUUCUAGUCCAUUUGCUUUAUAUUACUGGUCGGUUACACCUCCUCCCCCAAGAAAAAUAUCAAGAAACUGCAUAGCUAAGUAAUAGAAUAAUCUGAAAUUUAACUGAUUUUGACCAUACUUCUGGCAAGGUACCGGAUAGAAACAUGAAAUUGGCAAUGCACUGUAACCCAUAUUUUGCUUUCAUUGCUGUGACUAUCUUUGCAUUGUCCUUGCAAAUAAGAGCAAACCACACUGACUCUCUCUGGUCUGAGCAGUACUUGGAUCUCAAUACCCAAAAUAUAAGUGAAAAGCAGAGUACCACGGAAGACAGUUCAAAUCUUAUUCCAAAAACCACAGACCAGAAUGACGAGUUGAUGACUACUCAAAUGCAGACAGAUACCUUUCCAUCAUCAACACUUGGUCAGGAACCUUCAACAUCUUCCCUUGGCUUUAAUCUUACUUCUGCAGUUCAGGACCUUUUGACUACUACCAAGACUCUGACUGCUACCAAGAUCCAGAUUACAACAACUACUGAAAUUUGUGGAGAGAAGAAUAAAUCUCUGAUACUAAUUUGUUUCAUUAUAAUAGCAGUGCUUUUUCUUGCUUGCACCUUUCUACUUCUGUCAACUGUGGUAAUGGCAAAUAAGGUAUCGUACCUCAAAAGAUCUAAGCAAGGCAGGCGCAUACCCAGGAAUAAUGGUGAUUUUCUGGCUACUAACAGUUUAUGGCCAGCUGGAUCAGACACAUGGCAGAGGAAGUCUAAAGAGCUAAUAGGGGUUGACUUGAUGAUGCAAGACCUGAUGUCAGAGACGGCUAUCACAAUUCAAAGGAAUAAUGCAACUGGAACAACUGAGACACUCACUAGUGGAAGAGUUACUAAUCAGAAAAAUGAAGAUGCAACUUCAAAACCAUGUGACAACAUCAUAACCAAUUUUGUAGUUGAGAUUUAAGUAAAGCUCAGAUUCCUGACAGAGAUGACAAUGUAGCCUGGAAGUAACCUUAUAGCACCAGACAGGAGAACCAGGCUCUCAUUGUGGAUUUGGUUUUCCACUGCAUGAUAGUGGGAAUGCUAUGUAGUAGCACAAAGCGCCAUAGGACAGUGCGCCCCAAUUUGUAUGCAAUCAACCUUUCAAACAUUUAAAACAGUAUCCGAGAUUGUUUUAAAGGGAGACGUAUCCAUUACGGCUUUAAAAGAAAAUGGUGGGCAAUAGAGCUUAGUGGGGAUAAAGCACCAAAAUAUUUGGGACAUUAGGAAAGGAACCCGCAACAGUCACAGGGGAGGGACCAAUAGCCUAGUAACUGUAGAAUGCUAUUUAUGGAUGAUCCACAAACCAGUAGAUUAGAUUACAAUUCUGAUAUUUCAAACAAAAUACUCAAGAGCUCCUAAGCAUGGUUUUGUACUUCAGAGCUUCUCAGAUUGUGGUCUAUUGACCACUGAAGGUAUGCUGAGAGCUGGCUGAUCACAUGGCGCUCUCCUCCUCCUCCUUGCCAUCUGCUAAAUUAUAUUAAGAAACAGCUAAAAAUAACUUAUGCAUGCAAAUGAUGUAGUUAGAGGUUGCACGAUAACAAAUGAGAGGAGAAGGCCACAAAUGGGGCAGUGCUCCCUCAGACUAAGUUUGUAUUAAGAUGUAUUUUGGACUGGGAAGAAGUCUGAGCUCCUAUAUAUUACAUGUUGUAUAAGUCAACCCCUAAAAACCUCGCGUUUUUAGUGACUUGUGCUGGCAGCUAACUUUAAAGCAAGUAUAUUGUACAGCCAAGAUAUGAUUUCUGCUCUCAUAUGAAGUCAACAGUACUUGCUGAGCUUUAAGUUUGUCCUAAAAAUAUAAAGCUUGUUUUAUAUGCAACAGGGUGGGAGUAAAACUCUCAUCUGGUAACACCAAUAAAAACAUACAGUAGAUUUUGAAAUAAUUUGACUAAUUUGUUAUUAUGGUAUAUAACAGAUUGGGAUUUCUAUUGUAGCGAAAGAUCUUCUAGAUUAAUUCUCCAAAAUAUUUCUUAAGGGAAAAACUAUGUUUCACUCUAGCAAAUGAAAAAGAAACGUGCUUAAAUAAUUGUUUUUGUUGUCGAUUUGCUCAUUUGUAAGACUGAAGAUUAAAUUUUAUUACUUUCACCUAGCUAACUUUAUCCAGAAAAUUACUACAAUGACACAUGCACUAAGGACCACCUAUCAAGAACUACUCUAACAUAAGACCAUUACUAUCAAGUAUCCCCCUAAAUAGAACUUUUAGCUCCUCUAAACUGGUCUGAUGGGUGAAAAUUUGUAACAGGUUUCACUAUACUAAAGUGUGUGGAAACUGGAGAGGCUCCUUGUUUGUGCAUAUUAUUUCUGUACCUAAGCAGAGAUGAAUUGCUUCACAGGUAAGUCAAUGAAUUCCUGGCAUUUUUAAAAAUUAAACUAGCAAUUUCAACAUUUUCUUUUUUGUUCUGCAUACUAACAGUCACAACUACAACAAUCUACAAUUGUUAGCAAGGCACUUCAAGCUUGUAAAAUUUAAGUUAGUCACUGGGUGCAAGACAUUUGUAUUUAUCAAUUUACCGAUAAUUUCACUAAUCAUAUUUGCACACAGAUGUGAUAAAACAUUUAAGUCAUACCUCUUCAAAAUGAGUGUUCCCAACUGAUUAAUAUUUAUAUUGCCACAAUAGAAGAGAGAUCUUCUAAGGAAAAAUCUUCUCCUUCCAGAAAUAUGGGGAUGGAUACAUACCAAUUAAACAUCUUUAUUGGGACUAAAAGCAAAAUCCUGGUUAAUCUGUUUACUGACUAAAUGGGAUGCAAGCAGGGAACUGCUCCAUCCCAGCCCAUAGGGCUCCUAUUCUCAGCCCCACACUGGGGCUGGCUUCUGGCUCCCAAAAGUCCCUGACUUCUAGGGACGUAAAGAGGUAGCUGACACUACAAUUAACUCAUAAGCCUAGGCUCCCCGGAAGUGGGGCUGGAUUGCACUGGCUGCUGGCCCUUCCCCAUGGACUACAGAAUAGUCGACUAAUCGCCAAGAAUUCAUGCAGUUACUCAGCUAUUCUAUUACAUGCUAUUUAACAUCCCCACUGACCACGAUGGAUCCCCUGUGGGGCUGGCGGCAGACACGGAGCUGCUCCAGCUUCUACCAGUUAAUCAGAACCAGUAAACAUCACCUGUUAAGGAUGCUUACUGGUUAACCUUUCACCUUUCACACACCUAAUUGGGUCAGCACAUAGAUACCUCAAUCAGGUUAUUAAGCCACUGUAGAAACACAGCAUAAGAACAGCCAUACUGGGUCAGACCAACGGUCCAUCUAGCUCAGUAUCCAGUCUGCUGACAGUGGCCAAUACCAGAUGCCUCAGAGCAAGGGAUGCCUACCCUAGCAAAUAACUGUCCCUGCCUCUAGACAGCUUGCAAUCAAAACACCUGUAAAGUCAUAAAGAAGUUAGAAAAACCAUGAGGAUUUCUUGGAUGGCAUAGUGAUUCAGGUACAGUACAUUUUUAGACAAGAAAAAUACAAUAAUGUACCUCUAAGCUAUGUGGUUAAAACAAAACUCCGAGAAAACAUGAAGUCUUGCAAAAAUGAUUCAUGACAGAGAUAUUAAAAGGUACCUUGGAGGAGUUACCUAAAAAGUUUAUUUUCAACAAGGGCAAAUUCCCCAGUUAACUGAAAAUGAACUGAUACAUAGGCUUGACAUUUAGUCCAAGAAACAGCAUGGAACCAGGUUUGUUGAACUGGGCUGACGAGUGUUUUCUGAAAACUACAGGUUGGUCUUUCCAAACUCCCCAUACAUAUCCCAUCUCCAACGGAUGUCUUUUGAUGCCACAAAGUGUUCAUUUUUAAAGCUUGUGGAAAUAAGGACAUGGAACCUAUUUCAGCACCAAAUGGAUCCUCUUUCACUCCAUAAAGGAACCCUGUUUGAAGUGAAUAUAAAUACCCUGUCACAUAUGAUAAUAUUUUUAUCUUGCUGCCUCUGUUCAUCCAAAAGCAAAGGAUAGGGGUGUGAGCCUGCAACAACAGACACUGAAGUUUUAAGCAUUGGAUUUGGCUGUUGCUCCUCUGGUUAGGAUAGACUGUGGUGCUUCCCAUGGUUUCAGGGAACCAAAAAAUCUGACUGCUAUUUGUUUCUGGGCACCCUUGGAGAGCAAACAUCACUGUAGCAUGUUGCUUUACCUCCUCUGUUCCAGCAGACCUGCAGAACUUAACUUCCUAUACAUGAACAAUCACAAUAGAGAUCAAGGGCCUUAGCCAACUCCUCCUAAGGUCAGGGGGAGCCUUUUCAUUUGUUUCCAAAGGCAUCAGAUCAGGACAUCAAUACUAUAUUAUGUUACAGUUCCCCCGGAGAGCAAAUAUGUAGUUCGAGUCUCCUCUACCAGCUACUAGGAGAAAACAUGAAGACAGAAGCCACCAAAAGUGUUCAGCUCAAGAUACAGCAGAACACUUUUUACUGUGAGUCUCAUUUAAGAAAUGAUUUUACCAUAUACAAGAUCCUUCAUAUACAUGUAAAUGUCAUAUACUGCACAUUUUUAACAGCCCCUUGAAUUAAAUUGCUAUGGAACUUAAAUAAGAGUACUCAUCCUGCUCUGCACAUAAUAUAUAUAAAGUGCAAAUACUGUGGAGUAAACUUUUUUCUAUGAUUUGACUAUUGUAUACCCAAAUACUGUACUCCUUCGCACAUUUGCUCCUAAUCCUCUCUUUCUGAGAAGCACUCCAACCUCCGUUCAUCUACAAGAUGAAUAUAGUAAGUAGCUACUACUCUGCAUUUUUUGCAGGAUUCAAGCACCUGACAUUGCUCAAAUGGAACGCUGAGGAUUUCAAAUAGUAUAACCCCUCAUUUAUAUAGUCUCACAAAGUACAGCCCCUCAUGGCAACUACAAAAGUAGCCUAUUGGGAACAGAAAUAUUAAGAACAUUUUUAAUGUUUUUAGCUGCCUUUUAGUGCAAUUUAGGAAAUGAAAAUACAUAAGGGAACCAUCACCAUGAGAUCAGCCAGCUCUCCGCGGACCACAAUUUGAUAACUUCUGGUCUAAAUGAUAUUCAUCUGAGCCUCUCUGAACAGUAAUAAUUGCUGCACUUCACCAGAAAAAGUACUGAAAAUACGAAUAAGAUUGUGUUAGUCUCAAUCCACUUUUACAUAAUAUACAAAAUUACCAUUACCCAUGUUUUCUCUAGACACAGGUAAAUAAGCAUUAAUACUACUACGCAUAUCUUAAGCAAAUACUGCAAACAUUAACAACAUAUCCCAAAUUUGGUCUUCAAGUUUUGAACGUUAAUUCUUAGUCAUCUCUGUUGUCUUACUUCCUGCAGCAAGUGUUGAUAAACUUCCUCUUUAUAUACAAAAAAUUCAAAGUGAGAGAGUAUGCCAUUUUAGAGCUCUUGUGUGUUAAUACCCAUUCUGACUUAAGUUUUCAAACAGCAAAAUGUUAACUUAGGAUAUGAAAGCCUGUUUACUACAAGAGACAUUAUACAGCUUUCUCUUCUAUGUUCUUUCCCAGUUGCCAAAAAAGGACAUUUUGGCUCUUCUCUUUUUCAAUAAAACCACACAAGAGGAAAUUUAGGAUCUGAUAUCGGAAGUCACCUCCCACUCAAGUCAGAUGCAAACAUGAUACUUAGUUCAACAAAAGCAGUGUUUUAAAAGAACAGUAGCUCUUCCAUUUACAUAGUGACAUCAAUCUUACUGUUGAUAGUCAAAAGCAAAUUAAUGAAGAUAAGAUUUUAAUUUUAAAACAAAUCUAGAUUAGAAUUCUGAAUUUAGAUCUAACUGUAUUGUAUUCUCUCUUU
This is a messenger RNA of Pelodiscus sinensis (Chinese soft-shelled turtle), 5878 nucleotides long. RefSeq names its product ecotropic viral integration site 2A (gene EVI2A). The record is from RefSeq and is a predicted model, not a curated record. NCBI's taxonomy places the organism in Eukaryota, Metazoa, Chordata, Testudines, Trionychidae. Gene Ontology annotation, cellular component: membrane.